AUUUAUUUAAAUAAUACUAUAAUAAAUUAUAUAUUAUUUAUAUAACAAAAAAUAUUCAAUCAAAAAUAAAUAAAAAAAAAAAAAAUAAAAAAAAAAAUAAAAAAAAAAAAUUUACAAAGAUUAGAUUAUAUUCAUUUGAAACAAUCAUAAUAAUAAGCAAUUUUAUUUAAUCGUAUUUUAUUUCGUUUUUGUAAUUAUUAAAUUUUUACUCUUUUUUAAUUUUUUUUAUUUAAUUAUUUUAAUUAUUUAUUUAUUAUACUUUUUUUUUUUUUUUAAUUUUUUUUUUCAUUAUAAUUUAAUAAACCAAUACAUAUCAAUAGAAAAUAUUAAUUUAAUUUUUUUUUUUUUUAUAAAAAAUAAAGAGUUUAAUAAUAACAUAUUAAUAAAUAAUAAAAUAACAAUAUAAUGAACCAAUCAGACUCUUUAAAUAUUGUAAUUAGAAUUUUAAAUAAAAUUUCUAAAGAUAAUUUUCAAGUUUUAAUUGAUCAAUUGGUUUCAAAAUACCAAUUAUUAGAUAAAGAUGACUCUAUUGUAUUUUUAGAUAAAAUUUUUGAAAAAGUGGUUGAGGAACCAUCUACAUCUUUACCUUAUUAUAUUCAAAUUAUAAACAAAAUAUCACCAAUUUUCGAAAAAAAAUAUUCUUCUGGAUUUGGUAAUAUUAUAGUUGACCAUUUUAAUAACAAAUUUAAUAAUUAUUUAAAACAAUUAAGAUCAUCCAGUUCAUUUAGUGAUUACGAUUUACAAUGCAAACAAAAUAUUAUAAAUUUAUCAAAAUUCAUGGGAGAAUGUUAUUAUUCACUACCAAAUACUUUUUUAAUUGACUUUGUAAAUGAAUAUCUCCCAAAAGACUUAUCAAAAGAUCCAUCAGAAGAUUUAAAACCAAUACAACUAACGGAAGUAGAAACUUUAGCAACCAUUUUUACAGCGGCAGGAAAAACUAUUGAUUCCUUUAACAAGAGUAAUUGUGCUUCGUUAUCAACACCAAUAUCAUCACCAUCCCCAUCUGAUCAACACUUUCAAAACAUCCAAACUGCUUUAGAUAACGCAACCCCAAUUUUGUUAUUUUUAAUUGACAACAGACAACUAUUACCACCAAGAGUUAGAUUUAUGGUAAAGAAUCUCUUUGAAUUAAAGAAUAACAAAUGGAUCAUCCCAAAACCAACCAAUGACGAUUUUAAUACCCAAAAAGAAAUCUUGAAGCUAGCAACUACUUUGGGCAAAAAUGUAACAAAGACAAUAAUGGAAAAAUGUGAAGAUGAUUCUACACUUCUCUCUAUUUUUUGGAAAGGUUUCUUCCAAACCAUUGGUAUCAAUAACUAUAAAAUGCUAAGACAAAUGAUGAUUGAUGAAAAGUCAACCCUCUCUCCAUCCUCUUCAUCCCCAACCAUCCCCCUUUCACCUUUCCUUAGAAGAACCAUUAGCAACUCACCCUCACAAUUUAAUCUCUCUGGUGGAAGCACACCAUCCCAAAUGGAUAUUGACCCAACCUCAUUCGAUUUGAAUCAAAUGGACCCAACAUGCGCACACAAUUCUUUAUUUGAAAAAGAAAAUCAAGUUCCCUCCAUACAUAAUCUUUUAAACCAAUCACCACAGCAACAAAACAACCAAUCAAAUGAAAACAACGAUUUACCAAAUGGAUUUUUAUCUCCAAAAAUUUCGAGAUCGACAUCACCAUCUCUUUCUUCAACUUCAACAACUACAAUUAUACCAACUAUUGCCCAAAUGUCAAAAGGUAGAGAAGCUUAUUCAAAUCCAAACAGUUUAAAUAAUCUUAAAAAUCAUAAUAUAAAUAGCAAUAAUAACAACAGUAAUAAUAACAAUAACUAUAACAACAAUAACAAUAGUGUUAAUAGCAAUAAUAAUGCAAAUAAAACCAAAGAAUCACCAGAGCUUUCAAACACACCAGAUUCAAAUCUUUCAGUAAUAGUAAGCAUCAUUGAUAGUAAAAUAUGGACUCCACAAAAAGAAAUCUGGAAAAAGAAAAUAAUGAACAAAAUUAUUCCAAUGAAAUCUACUCUCAAGAAAACCCAAAAGAUUGAAAUAUUAGCAGCAAUCUGGCAAAAUAUGUGCGAUAAUAAUUAUGAAUAUGGUUCUUAUUUCGACCUUUGCUUAAAUUUAAUUAAAAUGGAUGAAGGUGAAUUAUCGCCACUUUACGCCCAACCAGAAGAACCACAACAACCACCCGUUAAAUCUGGUAAGCCACCUGCAACUGCAGAACCAAUAGUAAAUCCACUUUUAAAUAAAAUUAAAACCCCAAAUAGAAGAUCCUCAAUGGUUGCACUUCAAAUGAAACCAAACGCCCCAAUAUCAGAGGCAAGACGUUCCUCUAUCUCUGUUCCAUUCGAAUUAAAUCGUAGAGGAUCUUUAUCAGGCGAUAUCCCAACCUAUUGCCCACCAGCACCAAAAUUAAAAUCAACUCCAACCCUUAAAUCAACUCCAGCAACAUCAAUCCCGUUGGCUUCAUUGGGAGGUACUCAAUCUUUAGCCUCAUCUCAAAAGAAUACCCAUCCUUCCUCUGAAGUUAAGAAGCAGCCAAAUGCCAAAAAACAUAAACCAGAUUUAGAUACUUUCAAAGAUGUUUUAGUAAGCUCUCUCCAAGAUGACUUUGCAUUAAAAAUGUUUGUUAAAAAAAGAAGCCUUACAACAUAUAUGGAAUUAUUAAAAGAUUUAUAUAGAGAGUUUAUCAUCGAAAUACCUUUAUUAUUAAAAUGUAUCUCCUUAGUACAUAAUGGUUUAUAUGAAUUAACAGAUGAAGAAUGUACUUUAUUAUUUGAUUUGGAAGAAAUGGCUCAAGAACAACAAAAUUUAGAAAAACAAAACAAUCAACAACAAAACCUAUUAACAAAUAACAAUCAAAUAUUCCAUUGGAAAACCCAAACUUGGGAAGAUAAACCACAAACCCCACCACCACCUCCAAAUUCUUAUGUAGACUUAAAUUCAGAUGUAUUUGUUUUGUAAAUAAUAUUAUUAAUUUAAAUUUUUAUUAAAAAUAAUAUUUAAAAGUAAUAACUACAUAUAAAAAAUGGUUUUAAUAAAAAUAAUUUAAAAAUGUAUAAUU
Messenger RNA from Dictyostelium purpureum, 3058 nucleotides. RefSeq lists its product as uncharacterized. Lineage: Eukaryota; Evosea; Eumycetozoa; Dictyosteliales; Dictyosteliaceae. The coding region runs from base 406 to 2958 and encodes 850 amino acids. Gene Ontology annotation, molecular function: protein binding; translation initiation factor activity; mRNA binding. The transcript is spliced from 4 exons. The record is from RefSeq and is a predicted model, not a curated record. Gene Ontology annotation, cellular component: eukaryotic translation initiation factor 4F complex.